Messenger RNA from Chlamydomonas reinhardtii, 1782 nucleotides. RefSeq lists its product as uncharacterized. The transcript has 5 exons. Bases 781 to 1590 code for a protein of 269 amino acids. Lineage: Eukaryota; Viridiplantae; Chlorophyta; Chlorophyceae; Chlamydomonadales; Chlamydomonadaceae. The record is from RefSeq and is a predicted model, not a curated record.
GAACAACAGAGCCACACAAAGCAGGCAAAGAGCCUGCGCCCAAAAAACACAGUCAAACACAAGAAGGCGAACGGAGCGACACGCCCCACCCGAGCAAACACGAGCAAACCCGAACAGAAAACAAACGCGCAACCUAACAGAGAGCCCGCAGCACCAGCGCAGCAACGCGCACCCGAGGCACCACACGUACACCAACGACAGCAGCCAAAGCACUGGCCCCCACAGAGCCAACCGCAGCACCCGAAGCAAACCGACCGCGGCCCCACGCCGCGGGCCGCCACUACCGCGCAAGCCGGCGCAGGAGCCGGAGCAGCCGCCGCCAGCGCAUAGACGGCGCCGCCAGCGCCGGCGGGGCCGAGCGAUCCGACGAGGAGUGGAGACAGAGGAGUCAGGGGCGGGCAGGGCGGGCACUUGAGUGAGGACGUUCGAAGCAACGUCUAAAGGCUCUCACUAUGAAGGCGGAAUAGAGAAGCCAUAGAGGGCUGGCGCCAAAGAGGAGCCAGCCCGUACGGCUUCCGAAUGGAAUCUUUGGCCCCUACGGUCCUCCGCCUCUAACCCCACAUAUGUCCACCCGUGAAUCCUUUGUGCAGCGUGCAGACAAUCCGCAUCUGUGCACCCCUUCUCCAAUCGUGCCGGUUAUAAGCAUGCAUGCACGAUCAGCACGUUCAGGCAGAUUCUUCCUUUAAUUACUCUAAAGCCACAUGUAUUAUUCGUUGAUUAUACACAGCAUUCACCGGCACUCGUGAGUGCUGGAAAGCUUUUACAGAACAACACUACCAAAUGCGACAUAGUUGUGGCAGGACGCACGUCGCCAGCGAUGCUAGCAUCGGCAAUCGGCGAUUGUCCGUUAGGGCCUGGCAGGCCGGAGCUAAACGCGCGACAUGCCUGCGGCCUGCCGCGUGGCUCGGCAGGGAAGCGCCUGCGACCAGCUCCGCUCGGAAACAAAAGCUGCUGGAGCUGACCAGUGGCACCUCAUAUGGCGCGACGUCUGACAGCGAGACAGCACAGCAGAUCGAGCGCCUGGUGGACGAGCUAUCCGGCGGAAGUGGCAGUAGCAGCGGCAAGGGCGUGGCAGCGGCCACAGCCUUAGACGGGUCGUGGCGGCUGGUGUACACGACGGAGAAGUCGGUGCACGCAAUCGUGCGGGGGCUGCCGGUGUGCUUCGUGGGCCAGCGGGUCUCCACCGUGUCAAGCCGGGUAACCAACAUGAUCGACUUUCUCCGGUCGGAAAGUGGGGAGGGCAGCUUCGGCUUGCGGGCGAGCGCGCCUCUCACGGUCACCGGCCCCAACAGGAUUGAGUACCGUUUCGACGGCUUCAAGCUGCUGCUGCCGUGGCGGCGCGGCGGCGCGGCACCAGCAGCAGGCGGACUCUCGGCGGCGGCCGGCGGCGGUGAGGGCAUUGGUGGCAAGGGCGGUGGCUCAUCACGCAGUGCUGUGCUCCGGAGGGAGCAGAGGGACGAGGCACGGCUGGCAUUGCCGCUGCCCACGCCGCGCGCGGGCGGGUGGACGCAGGGCGUGUUUGUGGACAGCGAGGUUCGGGUUAUGCGGAACAGCCAGGGGGACACGCUGAUAUUUGUUCGCGAGGAGUAAGCUGCGGCACGCGUUGCUAGACCCGUAGUGCGUCGGAUGGUGUGUGGGGUGUGGGCUGAUGGAGACGACAAGGAUAAGUAAGGCAUGCCUUCGACAUUGCCAGCAUGUUAGAAAGCGCAAUAAUGGGCUGCUGUGCACAUGUGUCAUUGCUGAUGGGGAGGGUGCAUUGAAGCGUUGUAACAUUCAAGUCCU